Molecule: messenger RNA, 703 nt
Organism: Gossypium raimondii (Peruvian cotton)
Lineage: Eukaryota; Viridiplantae; Streptophyta; Magnoliopsida; Malvales; Malvaceae
Product: prefoldin subunit 6
Exons: 5
Coding region: 84-479 (131 amino acids)
Biological process (GO): protein folding; chaperone-mediated protein complex assembly
Cellular component (GO): prefoldin complex; cytoplasm
Molecular function (GO): protein-folding chaperone binding
Source: RefSeq, a predicted model, not a curated record
UAGGCCUUCGAGUAAUACCGUACGGUUUCUCUAGAUCAAAGCGCGUCAGCUAGAGCCCGGGAUAACAAAGCAGCGGAAGAACAAUGAGUUCCUCCUCCACAGCUCUACGAGAACUGCAGCAGGACCUCGAAAACAAAGCCAACGAUCUUAGCAAGCUCCAGAAAGAUAUAGCCAAGAACCAUCAAGUCAGGAAGAAGUACACUAUUCAGUUAGGAGAGAACGAGCUAGUCCUCAAGGAGUUGGAUUUAUUAAACGAGGAUGCAAAUGUGUACAAGUUGAUAGGUCCAGUGCUUGUGAAACAAGAUUUAGCGGAGGCUAACGCCAACGUUCGUAAGAGAAUUGAGUACAUCUCUGCUGAAUUGAAGCGACUUGAUGGAUCUCUUCAAGAUUUGGAAGAGAAACAACACAGCAAGAGAGAAGCGAUAUUGAAGGUGCAGCAGAGGAUUCAAUCUCAUCAAGCUGGAAAAGCCAAGGCUUAGCCCAUCUUCAUAUGUUUUGCCUUGGUGAAAACUAUCAUUCUAGUGGCAUGAUAUUCUAUGACCCAUAGUUGUAAAUUGCCUUGGUUGGAGCUGUAAUCCAGUGUUCUUGAACCAUAGUUGUAAAAGUUACACUGUGUGGUUGCCUUUUUAACUAUGAUCCUUAACAGUCAUGGCAAGAUCAGAAGCUGUUCUAAGCAAUGCAUUUUCUGCCUUAUUGGUUUGAA